This is a messenger RNA of Oryza sativa Japonica Group (Japanese rice), 1502 nucleotides long. RefSeq names its product transcription factor WRKY19-like. Gene Ontology annotation, biological process: regulation of DNA-templated transcription. Gene Ontology annotation, molecular function: transcription cis-regulatory region binding; DNA-binding transcription factor activity. Gene Ontology annotation, cellular component: nucleus. The record is from RefSeq and is a predicted model, not a curated record. NCBI's taxonomy places the organism in Eukaryota, Viridiplantae, Streptophyta, Magnoliopsida, Poales, Poaceae.
CCAAGUGAGGAGCUUAAGCUGAGCUAACUGGUGCCCCAGCUCCGUGCACGCCGGCUAUAAGAGGCCGCCCUCCCGUUCUCCCCACGCUGCCACGCACACACACAUCGUCUCGGCGACACACGCGACCGGCUGGCUUAGCUAGCGAGCGAGUGGCAUGAGCAGCGGCGCAGCUGGCUGGUGAGAGUGAGUGAGUGACCGAUCGAUCGAGCUUGCUGUGUGUGACGGAUGGAGGGCUCGUCGUCGGACGGCAGCAGGUACGGCGGCUCCGGGAGGUGCGCGCUGGUGGCGGAGCUGGUGCAGAUGCAAGGCAUGGUGAGGCAACUGGAGGCGGAGAUGGGCACGCAUGGAGGCGGCGGCGGUGGGGGUGGUGGGGCGGCGCCGAUGGCCGCCGGAGCGGACGAGCGGUGCCGCGCGCUGGUGUCCGGCCUGCUGUCGUCGAUCGACCGGUCUAUAAGCAUCGCGAGGUCGUGCUGCACGGAGGCCGCCGCCGCCGGGCGCCUGACCCAGCAGGCCGGCGCCGCGCCUGAGUCGCCGCCGUCCGCCGACGGUAGCGCCGGCUCGGACCUCGGCGCCGACUCCCGGUGCCGCGCCAAUGCGGCGGGGCCGUGCAAGAAGAGGAAGACGCUGCCCAAGUGGAGCAAGCAGGUGAAGGUGAGGUCCGUGCAGGACGUCGGCCCCCUCGACGACGGGUUCAGCUGGAGGAAGUACGGGCAGAAGGACAUCCUCGGCGCCAAGUACCCAAGAGCCUACUUCCGGUGCACGCACCGGCACACGCAGGGCUGCCACGCCAGCAAGCAGGUGCAGCGCGCGGACGGCGACCCGCUGCUCUUCGACGUCGUGUACCACGGCGACCACACCUGCGCGCAUGGCGUGCGCUCCGCCGCCGCCGCCAUCGACGGCCAGGCCGCGGCGAGCGCGGAGCAAAAGCAUCAGCCGACGCCGCCGCAGGAGCAGAACGCCGUCUCGGUCGCGUUCACCUCCAUGGCCGUCGUCAACGCAUCGACGUCGUCGCCCUUCGUGUCCCCGGCGAUGUCGGACUGCCAGAUUAGCUACGAGCUGGGCGGUGGCAGCAUGGCCGGAGUCCGCAACGUGCCCGACGUGGAGCUUGCCUCCAAGACGAACUCCUCCAUGGGAGACGACAUGGAGUUCAUGUUCUCGCUGGACUCCGAUUUCUUGGACACCUACAAGUACUCCAGCUAUUUCUAAGCGAACCCCGUAGUAGCGCCGCCGCCGCCGCAUGACACGUAGGCACGUAGCUUCGAGCCUUGUACAAUUUUCCUACACGUUGCCAGCCAGCUUGCCACAUUAGCUAGGGCAAGCACCACGUACUAGUUAGUAUACUACGUCACAUCUUAAACCUUCGCCGUUUUUGUCUCAGCUUCUUCUUGCAGACUGAUGCAGAUGCAGCUUGUUUAUCCUCUUUGAUCCGAACGUCCUACCAAAUCAUGUAUUUUUUUUCGACGGUCUAAGGCAAGUUUAAUUUACAACACAAAUUUGUCUUG